CAACCAUUUUGAGAGAACGAUUGGUUUUUGCUGUGCGAACUAUUAAAUCUGAAUCUCAAAAGUUUGAGGGCAAACAAUUGAUUUCAAUAAAAUGAAGAAAAGGGCUAUUGUUCAUGUUUUAUCGUUCUCAGUUCAAAAUUCAAAAUUCAAACAUCUCUAAUUGGAAAAAAUCAACAGGGUCACAUUUUAAAAGGUCUAAAAACUGGUCCGCAGAAAAACCCAGAUGACCAAUCAAGAACGGCAUUUGGAAUCUUCAAUAGACGAAAGAAAGAGGGGUUUAAAGAACUUUUCGGAGGAAGGAGGAAGUCGAGUGAUCGAAGAAAGAUGGUGUGGAUGGUAAAUCAGGAGAUAACGAAGGGGAAUAGAAGACGGUCAUGGGGAGGAGCGUUUCUGUGCUGGGUUUGCCUUAUGUUGGUAACUCCCAAGAUACCACUCUCCCCUGAGUACCACCUGUUCGCUGAUAUGCGCAACUUCCUCGGAGUGCCUAAUACGUUGAAUGUGAUCACCAAUUUCCCUUUUUUGAUUGUGGGUGUUCUUUGUUUUGUUCUCUGUUUACAAGGAAGCUUCUUCAAUAUCAGUUUGCGAGGAGAGGGUUGUGGAUGGACCAUAUUCUUUGCAGGGAUAGCGGGGAUGGCUUUUGGCUCUGCUUAUUAUCAUCUCAAGCCUGAUGACAAUAGAGUAAUGUGGGACAUCUUGCCGAUGAUGAUCGCAUACUCGGCACUUUUAUCUUGUUUUAUUGUGGAGAGAGUGGGGAAUAAGAUUGGAUUAAGUUGUUUGCUAGGGCUUUUUCUACUUGUUUUUCUGAGUGCAGCUUAUGCAAGAACAUUUAAUGAUCUUCGGCUGUGCAUGAUGUUCCAGUUGAUCCCAUGUAUAGCCAUACCGACCAUGAAUUUUUUGUUCCCUCCUAAAUAUACACACUCAAGAUUUUGGAUCUGGGCAGCAGGGGUUAGCCUAUUUGCGAAAUGUGAAGGUUGUCUGGAUAGGAGAAUAUACAGGGCAAAUCGCUACUACAUCAGUGGGCACUCGUUGGAGCACUUGUGUUCUGCACUCAUCCCUGUUCUGCUUGCUUAUAUGCUUAUGUAUAGGAAUUUAAGGUUUCAGAGAUUAGGUGACUUGAAAGAGCGCCUCUGAAGAUAGUCGGGGUGAUUAAUGAAGGCAUUGCCUGUGCUGGUGGUGGUGGGUGCCUGAGACGUUUCUUCAUUGUAGAAAAGAGCAACCGGAGGAGGCAAUAAAUAUCUUUAGGAUUGUAUGAUUCCGGCUGGAGUGGCGCUUAAAUUUUUGAGAGAGAGGAAUUAUUUACUUGCACUAAAGUCUGCCAAACAUCUAAGUUGAUUAUAAGAAGAUCAUGACAGUGAAUCAGUUUAUUAUACCGGUUGUUGGUGGUUCUUUUUUUGUUUUUGCGCACUCCCUUAGCUUGAAUGAAGGUAUUGUAUUGUAAUCUGAUGUUGUUGUGUGAGAUUGUUGUUAGCAUAGUGUAAUAAGAUUUAAGGUCAUAUGUUGGUUGG
Messenger RNA from Tripterygium wilfordii, 1505 nucleotides. RefSeq lists its product as uncharacterized. NCBI's taxonomy places the organism in Eukaryota, Viridiplantae, Streptophyta, Magnoliopsida, Celastrales, Celastraceae. The transcript has 7 exons. The record is from RefSeq and is a predicted model, not a curated record. The coding region runs from base 325 to 1131 and encodes 268 amino acids.